GUCUGAUCCGAGAACUGUCAGCAGACUGCUGUCAAAAUUCUGCUGACGGGAAAAAAACAGCGUCUGGUUUUGCAUUGGGAAAAACAUUUUAAAGGCUGAUAAUCUUGCAGACGCCGAUUGAAAUCAAAAAUUCAAAAUGGCGCUGCCAGCCAACUAUAAACACAACAUACCGGGUCCGUCGAUGCCUCCGCAGCGAUUACGCCCAUCGGGCUCAGGGGCCGAUCGGAAGGACAAUUCGAGCCCUUUCAUGCACAACCCGCACGGAAAUCCGGCUUUCAAUCCGCAAAAGAUGGGCAAAGCUUCCGCUGCGUCUGAGUCGAAGAUGAUUAAGCCACCGAAACCGCCGGAGAAGCCCCUGAUGCCGUACAUGCGCUAUUCGCGCAAGGUUUGGGAUUCGAUCAAGGCUUCCAAUUCCGAUCUGAAACUGUGGGAAGUGGGUAAGAUCAUCGGACAACAGUGGCGUCUGUUGCCGGAUGCGGAAAAAGAAGAGUACAUUGCAGAGUACGAGCUGGAGAAGGCGGAGCACGAAAAGAACAUGAAGGCGUACCACAACUCGCCGGCCUACCUGGCCUACCUGACGGCACGCAACAAGGUGAGGCCGGGCGAUGGCGAUGGUCACGAAACUUCAUCCCGCUCGAGUUCGAAGGGCACACAGGCAGAUCGCCGCAUUGACAUUCAACCGGCCGAGGAUGAAGACGAUCCGGACGAUGGGUACUCGUUCAAGCACGUAGCGUACGCUCGGUUUUCGCGCAAUCAUCGGCUGAUAAACGAAAUCUUCUCGGACGCUGUCGUUCCGGACGUGCGUUCCGUUGUAACCACGCAGCGCAUGCACGUGUUAAAGCGCCAGGUGCAAUCGCUUACGAUGCAUCAGAUGAAGUUGCAGCACGAGCUGCAGCUAAUUGAGGAAAAGUUUGAAACACGCAAGCGGAAGUUUGUCGAAUCGAGCGAAACCUUUCAAGACGAGCUGAAAAAGCACUGCAAGCCGGCAGUGGACGAGGAGACGUUUCAGAAGAUGGUUGACCGGCAGUACGAGAUGAUGAAGCGGGACCGUUUGCGGGCCCUUGAGGAAGCACAGAAGCCUCCAGCACAGGCUCCGACACCUGCUCCCACUCAACAACCUACGGCCGGACCUACGAAAGCAGAUUCGGACCAAACACCAGAACAAGCCGCUGCGAGUGAAGCUUCCGGCGAGGGCGAUACGCCGGCUGGUCCGAAGGCAGAAUCAACCGAACCUACCAGAGAUCGGUCACCACCAGCAGCAGCAGCUGUCUCGGAUGAAUCUCAAGGAUCGCAAGAUUCUUCGACUGGAGGACCACAACAACCGCCGGUUGAGAAGAUGGACACCUCAGAGGAUCCUAAACCGGAAGCUAAAGAUGAAAAGACAUCUGCCGCUGUGUCGAAAAUCGUACCAGAAGUGGCCAAGGAAUCAGUUGCACCGGCACCGAUUGCUCCCGUUGUUCCAGAUCAGCAAGUUCCAGCUCCGGUGUUACCUUCUGCGGUUCCGCCAGCUACCCCAACGCAGGGAGGAAUUCCUGCAACGCCACCCGUCGUUACUACCCCACCAGCAGAGCCGAAAGCGGAAAUUCCACCUAGUUCUACCGUACACCACACUGGGCCAACACAGCCACCACAGCCGGCCACACACCAUACGGUCGUUCAUGGUGCGUAUCCUCCCCAUACCGUUCCACUGACUUCUGCGGCCUCAGGGCCAGCUCCACAUCAGGCGCCGAUUGUACCCACGCCCCCACCACCAUCGCAUACCCCGGAAUCGCAGGUUCCACCUCCGAACGUAACCGUACCGCAUCAUCAACCGCCACACCCUCCACCCCAUCACAUGCCACCGCAUAUGCAACCGCACCCGGGCAUGCCCGCCCAUGGACCGACAUUCCCCGGCUACCCGCAUGCCGGUUCACCUCGUGCACCGUACUAUCUAUCGUCGUACGGGGCACAUCCACAACCGUACGGCCAGUACGGACACUAUCCGUACCAUCAGCAGUAUGGGCCACCACCACCACCACCAGGUAGCUAUGUAACGGGUGGCGUCCGUCCACCCGGUGGACCUCCCGGACCGAUGGGCCACUAUGGUGAGGUACAUCCGCAUCCGGAAGCACACCACGGCUACGGACCACCGCCUCCGUCGGCCGGUGGUGCUGGCCCGCCCGGUGGUAUGCCACCCGCACCAGGCGCACCACCACCAACACCGACGAUGGUUACGGCAACGGCUACGGUAACGCCCCCAACAGCAGUGCCAUCGGUGGCACAGCCCGAACCGGGUGAGAUUGAACCGGAAAAGGCACCGGUUCCGGUUGCUGUUGCGACUCCUCCAGUAACUACUCCGGCAUCGAAGAAGCGUAAGAAGGGUGGCGCUGCAGCAGCCGCCAAACACGACGAUGUCGACAAGAAGGACGAUUGAUCCCAUUUCAUGCUUAAAAGAUAAGACUUCAAUUCAUUGUAACUUAAAAGGGAAGCUUUUCAAUAAAUCAUAUUUGCCACUACAA
Anopheles funestus (African malaria mosquito) is the source of this 2498-nucleotide messenger RNA. RefSeq names its product SWI/SNF-related matrix-associated actin-dependent regulator of chromatin subfamily E member 1 (gene Bap111). The transcript has 2 exons. The record is from RefSeq and is a predicted model, not a curated record. Bases 137 to 2413 code for a protein of 758 amino acids. NCBI's taxonomy places the organism in Eukaryota, Metazoa, Arthropoda, Insecta, Diptera, Culicidae. Gene Ontology annotation, cellular component: SWI/SNF complex. Gene Ontology annotation, biological process: negative regulation of DNA-templated transcription. Gene Ontology annotation, molecular function: nuclear receptor binding; nucleosomal DNA binding.